Molecule: messenger RNA, 1953 nt
Organism: Miscanthus lutarioriparius
Lineage: Eukaryota; Viridiplantae; Streptophyta; Magnoliopsida; Poales; Poaceae
Source: the annotation of a GenBank genome assembly
AUGCCGCUGGGGCAGCGCCCGGGGGACAAGAGCGACUCCCGCUACUGCGGGGUGGAGGUGCUCGACUUCCCGGCCGGCGAGGGCCUCCCCGCCGUCCUCAGCCACUCCCUCGCCUCCGCCUUCGACUUCAUCCUCUCCCCUCUGGUUGACCCCAACUACCGGCCGGCGCCCGGCGCCGUUCUGCCCGUGUCGGCGUCGGACCUCGUCCUCGGCCCGGCCCAGUGGAGCAACCACGUCGUCGGGAAGAUCAGCGAGUGGAUCGAUUUGGACGCGGAGGACGAGCGGCUCCGCCUGGACUCCGAGCUCACGCUGAAGCAGGAGAUCGCGUGGGCGUCUCACGUCUCGCUGCAGGCAUGUGUUCUUCCUGCCCCCAGGAGAUCUUUUUGUGGCAAUUAUGCCAGAGUUGUGAAUCAAAUUUUGCAAGGCCUGACCAAUAUGCAUUUGUGGCUUAGGUUGCCUCUGGAGAAGUCCGAGCCUAUGGAUGGCAAUCUUGAUAAAAUAAAGAAUAACAACCACACGAGUGAAAUAGUAGACUCGUGGGAAUUAUGGAAUUCGUUCAGAUUGCUAUGUGACCAUAGUAGCCAACUAUGUGUGGCACUUGAUAUUUCGAGCACACUGCCAUCAAUAAACUCAUUAGGGCGGUGGUUUGGGGAGCCUGUAAAGGCUGCUAUUCUGCAAACCAAUGCUUUUCUUACAAAUUCAAGAGGAUAUCCUUGUUUAUCAAAGCGGCACCAGAGGCUGCUAACUGGAUUUUUUAACCAUUCUGUUCAGGUGAUAAUCUCUGGGAGAUCAAAUCUCAAUGUUUUCCCCGCAUCUGGAGUGCUCUCAGGUGAUGAGAGCUACACUGAAGAUUCCCCUGUUCGACAUGCAUUAACUCCGUACCUGGAGUACAUUGCGUGCCUAUAUCAGAGGAUGGAUCCACUUCCUGAGCAGGAACGCUUUGAGAUUAAUUACAGGGAUUUUUUGCAGUCUCCUCUCCAGCCUCUAAUGGAUAAUUUGGAAGCUCAGACUUAUGAGACAUUUGAGAAGGAUGUUGUGAAGUAUACUCAGUAUCGAAGAGCAGUUGCUAAGGCCUUGGUUGAUAGGGUUGCAGAUGAUGCAGUCUCCACAACUAGGACGGUUCUGAUGGUUGUGGGAGCAGGCCGAGGACCUCUAGUACGAGCAUCAUUGCAGGCCGCUGAAGAAACUGGCCGCAAGUUAAAAGUAUAUGCUGUUGAAAAAAAUCCUAACGCUGUUAUUACUCUUCAUAGUUUGAUCAAAUUGGAGGGUUGGGAAAGCCUGGUUACUGUAAUUUCUAGUGACAUGCGGUGUUGGGAUGCCCCUGAAAAGGCAGAUAUUCUGGUCAGUGAAUUGCUUGGGUCCUUUGGUGAUAAUGAACUAUCCCCUGAGUGUCUUGAUGGUGCUCAGCGAUUCUUGAAGCCUGAUGGGAUUUCCAUUCCUUCAUCAUACACCAGUUUCAUCCAACCAAUAACAGCAUCAAAAUUGCACAACGACAUCAAAGCACACAAAGAUAUUGCACAUUUUGAAACUGCAUAUGUUGUCAAACUACACCGCAUAGCGACACUUGCACCUCCGCAGCAGGUUUUUACUUUCACCCAUCCAAAUUUCUCACCAAAUGCUAGCAACCAAAGGUACACCAAGUUGCAAUUUGAAAUGCUACCAGAUAUGGGUUCAUGCCUUGUGCACGGAUUUGCGGGCUACUUUGACUCUGUUCUUUAUAAGGAUGUUCAUCUUGGAAUCGAGCCAAACACCGCUACACCAAACAUGUUUAGCUGGUUCCCCAUCUUCUUCCCAUUGAGAAAGCCCAUCUACGUGCCGGAAGGGUCUCCUAUAGAAGUGCACUUCUGGCGGUGCUGUGCCCCCACAAAGGUGUGGUACGAGUGGGCUGUGACUACGCCGACUCCGUCGCCGAUCCACAACAGCAAUGGCCGGUCGUAUUGGGUUGGUCUAUAA